AAACAAAUUAAAAGAUGACUAAAUAAACCUUUUGAACAUUAUUCUUAUCUUUUUUUUCAUAAUUUAUAAUUACUUAAAUCUCAAUUAUUUCAUAGCCACGAUUGUCAAUUGCCUUCAUUUUUUUUUUUUUUUAAAUUUCUUUCUUUCUUUUGAAAAAUUUAGCAAAUAAUAACGUAAUGUGUAACAUUUUCUUUACGAGAUGUGUAAGAAAUUCUUGGAAAAGCAGUUUCAAUCUAAGGUUGAAUUGUUUCAGUAUAACCCACACAUAAGUACUGGUUAACAUAUACUCUUUUACUUGCUAAUUGUUAGUUAGUUUUUUUUUUUUUUUAAUUCCAAUAAUUAAUCUUGUUAAUCGCACCUAAUUUUGUAACAUGGUGUAGAAAGCCUGAUUAAUUACCCAUUUGAAGAAAAAAAAGUGAGAAUUUCAAAAAGCUUUCUUCUUUUAGAAAGUUACCUGUUAUACCGUUAAUCUUCUAUAGUUCUAAUCGUUAAACCCCAUACAAAAACCCUUUCUUGCAGACAAUGCUCUUUUGUUCAUUUCAAAAGAAUGGCAUUCUCUGCUAAAACCUCACAAAUUCCUCUGCACCUAGAUUCCAAAACUCCCAAUUCCUCAAAUUCUCAACACCCUAACUUCAGAAAGGCCUUAGCUUUCUCUUUCAAACCCCUCAAAACCCAUCCUUUCUCUUCACUAAAAUCACCCAAAACCUCACUCACCACCACUAAUACCUCUUUAUCCACCACACAAAACCCAACAAAUUCGCAUUUGUUACAACUAUGCCUUGAGGGUAAGCUGGAACAUGCUAUAAAACACCUUAAUUCUAUGCAAGAAUUGAAAAUUCUAGUUGAAGACGAAACCUUUAUUGCUUUAAUAAGAUUAUGUGAGAACAAAAGAGGUUAUACAGAGGGUGAUUAUGUGUUUAAAGCUGUUUUGAAUUCACUGGUUAACCCAUUAAGUGUUAGGUUGGGUAAUGCAUUAUUGAGUAUGUAUGUAAGGUUUAGUGAUUUGAAUAAUGCAUGGAAUGUGUUCGGGAGAAUGGGUGAGCGAAAUUUGUUUUCUUGGAAUGUUUUAGUUGGUGGGUAUGCGAAAGCUGGGUUUUUUGAUGAGGCAUUGUGUUUGUAUCAUAGGAUGUUAUGGGUUGGUAUCAAGCCUGAUAUUUAUACUUUUCCUUGCGUUUUGAGGAGUUGUGGUGGUGCAAAUGAUUUUAUUAGAGGAAAGGAGAUUCAUUGUCAUGUUAUUAGAUUCGGGUUUGAGACGGAUGUUAGUGCUGUUAAUGCUUUAAUCACCAUGUAUGUAAAAUGUGGAUGUGUUGGCUCAGCACGCACAGUGUUUGAUAAAAUGCUCCAAAGAGAUAGGAUUUCUUGGAAUGCGAUGAUUUCAGGAUAUUUUGAGAAUGGUGAAUGUGUGGAAGGGUUAAAUUUGUUUCUCCAGAUGCUUGAGCUUUCGGUUGAUCCAGAUUUGAUGACCAUGACUAGCGUGAUCUCUGCUUGUGAGCUUCUUGGUGAUGAUAGAUUAGGGAGGGAAAUUCAUGGAUACGUAGUGAGAACAGGGUAUGGCAAUGAUGUAUCAGUGCAUUCUUUGUUGAUACAAAUGUAUGCAAGUCUUGGCUAUUGGAAAGAAGCAGAAAAAGUGUUUUCGGAAACAGAAUGUAGAGAUGUUGUGUCAUGGACAGCAAUGAUUUCUGGUUAUGAGGGCAAUUUGAUGCAUGAUAAGGCCUUGGAAACUUACAAAAACAUGGAGUUAGCAGGUAUUGUCCCUGAUGAGAUCACAAUAGCCUGUGUUCUUUCUGCCUGUGCUUCUUUAGGUCAAUUAGAUUUAGGUAUGAGGCUUCAUGAGCUGGCUAACAGGAUGGGACUAAUGUCAUUUGUUAUUGUUGCGAACUCACUCAUCGAUAUGUAUUCAAAAUGCAAAUGCAUUGAUAAGGCUUUGGAAGUCUUUCAUUGCAUUCAAGACAAAAAUGUGAUAUCCUGGACUUCAAUCAUUCUUGGGCUUCGGAUAAACAACCGGAGCUUUGAGGCGUUGUCCUUCUUUCGAAAAAUGAAACGCAACUUAAAACCAAAUUCUAUUACUUUGAUUUCUGUCCUUUCUGCAUGUGCUAGAAUAGGAGCUUUGAUGUGUGGGAAAGAGAUUCAUGCACAUGCAUUAAAGACUGCAAUGGUAUAUGAAGGAUUUCUACCCAAUGCAAUUUUGGACAUGUAUGUAAGGUGUGGAAAAUUGGGACUUGCAUUGAAUCAAUUUAACUUGUACAAAGAGGAUGUUGCAGCUUGGAAUAUUUUGAUGAGAGGGUACGCUGAGCAGGGGCAAGGAGCAAUGGCAGUUGAGUUGUUCCAUAAAAUGAUUGAGUCUAAAGUCAAUCCUGAUGAUGUGACAUAUAUUGCUUUAUUAUGCGCUUGCAGUAGAUCUGGAAUGGUAGAAGAAGGUCUUGAGCAUUUUAAGAGCAUGAAACUGAAUUUUAUCGACCCAAAUUUGAAACAUUAUGCCUGUAUGGUUGACUUACUUGGCCGUGCAGGAAAACUGAAGGAAGCACAUGAGUUUAUAGAGAAAAUGCCAAUAAAGCCAGAUCCAGCCAUAUGGGGAGCCUUAUUAAAUGCAUGUAGGAUGCACCGGCAGGUUCAUCUUGGGGAAUUUGCAGCCCAGAAAAUUUUCAAGGAGGAUACAGAAAGUAUUGGGUAUUAUAUUCUCUUGUGUAAUCUCUAUGCUGACACUGGUAAAUGGGAUGAACUUGCAAAAGUAAGAAGGAUAAUGAAGGAGGAAGGGCUAAUUGUCGAUCCUGGUUGUAGUUGGAUUGAGGUAAAGGGAAAAGUUCAUGCUCUCCUUAGUGGUGAUAAUUUCCAUCCUCAAAUAGAGGACAUAAAUAUGGUUUUGGAGGGAUUCUAUGAGAAAAUGAAGGCAGCUGGUUUCAAUGUUGAAGAAUACAGUUCUACAGAUAAAGUUGAAACUUCAAGAGCUGAUAUCUUUUGUGGGCAUAGUGAGAGACUCGCCAUUGCAUUUGGACUAAUUAAUACUGCUCCUGGGACACCUAUAUUGGUUACAAAGAAUCUUUAUAUGUGUGAAAGCUGCCAUAGAAGCAUCAGGUUCAUCUCAAAGAUUGUGCGCAGAGAGAUCUCGGUUAGGGACGCAGAACAGUUCCACCAUUUCAAAGAAGGUGCAUGUUCUUGCUCUGAUGAAGGUAGCUGGAAAAAAGUUGACGAGUUAAAACCUUAAAAUUGAAUGUACAGCCAAAUGGACCCCUAAGAAGGUCUGCGGAGAGAUUUCAACUAGAAAUACAGAGAAGUUCUAUCUUUUCAAUGAUGGAUCAAAAACUUGGUAAAGCUUGUGGUGAGAGAAACUGAAGAUAUAUCCACUGGAUUCGUGGCACAACAGCUUAUAAUUGAGCUAUGGAUCAAUCUGUUAGCCCCUUGAAAAAGAAGUAUUGGAUGCAACGAGAGAUGAAUAGAAGUUUGGGAUACAGAUGCAUAAUAAGCAAUGAUGAUUCAGAAAUUGACCUUGCCAUGAUAUGCUGUAGAACUAUAGAAUUUCAGUGAUCUCCAUCCUUCCCAGGGCAUUGCGCCAAUUAAAUGGUUGUUGCUCCCGUGUACAAGGUGUAAUUACAUUUUUCUACUUACAAUAUAAUGUAACUUCUACUGUAAAUUGACUUUCAGGAUUUAUUAGAAGCAGAAGAUAAUAGUAGUUAAGGAAAUAGAAGAAGCAAUAGAACAAAUGCUGUAUAGUUCCGUUAUUGUGUACUUUUCAAAGGAAACAAUAGUUUUUGUGGUA
Molecule: messenger RNA, 3754 nt
Organism: Ricinus communis (castor bean)
Lineage: Eukaryota; Viridiplantae; Streptophyta; Magnoliopsida; Malpighiales; Euphorbiaceae
Product: pentatricopeptide repeat-containing protein At1g15510, chloroplastic
Exons: 1
Coding region: 548-3202 (884 amino acids)
Biological process (GO): RNA modification
Molecular function (GO): zinc ion binding; protein binding; RNA binding
Source: RefSeq, a predicted model, not a curated record